UAUUGGCUUAAAUUCUCUUAGCUGCGAUCUUUCUUGGUUUUGAUGUGUUUGUUGCAGCAUGAGGUAGGUUUUCAAUAGCCAAGUUGUAAAAUCCACAAAUUCUCAUUCAAAUAUCUAGCACCUUUUCUCUCACUCGCUCAAACGCAAUUUCUCAGGAGUCACUAUUUUGAAGUAUUGUUUUGUUCUUCCGCGUUUCGCCUCUCAACCAUCUGCUUUUCUUUCGAUUGUCUGUCUCUGUCCCUAGAAGCUUCUCAUUCCUUGUGUUCAGGAAGUUCUUUUAUGGUUAUUUUAUGCCUUUAAUGCCUGAUAUAUCAGUAUACAUUUGGUUAUACAGAUUCAUUGGUUUUUAUUUUUGUUAGUUUUCUUCAAUUAGAUUUUUUUUUUAAAUGAUUAAUUUGGUCCCUGAACUUGAAAACUUUAAUCAAUUAAGGACAUUUUGUUAACUUCUCUAGAUGAUGUUAAAAAUGGUUCGUAUUGGUAAUAAUAGUUGUCAUGUUGCAUAUAGGUGGCACAUAAUGCUUUUAACACGUGAAGUUAAAAUAUUUGUUUAUGCAUACAAUUGAAGAAGCACGUGGUUUCAGUGGUUUCAUUAAAGUUAAAGGUAAUUGGCACAUAAAGGUAAAAGAAUUGGGGAAAUUGGGAUAAGGGUGCUGAGCUGAAGCUGAUAAAGGGUGGUGGUUCUUCUUCGAAAGGUGUUGAUUCAUAACAUUUUGCGAGAUCAAGGUUGGGUUUGGUGGGGAUCAAGUUUAUUGUCGUUGUUCUUCGAAGAGGAUGUCAAAGGAGUACUCUUGCUAUUCGUUGACAUGCAGAAGGAACAAAACCCCUAUUUGCCAUUAUGGACAGAUAUCUGUGAUGAGAACUGCGAACACUAUGAAGAAUCGAGGCAAGCAUUUUUGGGGAUGCUCCAAGUAUAAGAAUGGUGUUCAAGAUGCUGGUUGCAACUUCUUCAAAUGGUGCACAGAUGUUGGAAGUGAGUACAGUGGUCGUUACGUGAAGAGCGAAGGGAAGAAAGAAACUUUGGUUAGCAGUGAAGAAUUGGAGAGUACUAGAAAAAUGAUAGUUAAGAUACAGAAAUCAAUGUUCUUUCUUGAAAAGUGUAUGAAGGGGUUGAUAUUGUUGGUUUGUUUUUUAUGUGUCAAAGAUGAUUUUAGUUUCAAUGUUAGUGAGAAUGGGAUGAUUCGCUGUAAUCUGAUAUGUUUUAAUGUAAUCUGAAUGAUGUUGAUGAGUGAAUGAAAUGAGAAUGAGAUGUUUU
Molecule: messenger RNA, 1252 nt
Organism: Vigna radiata var. radiata (mung bean)
Lineage: Eukaryota; Viridiplantae; Streptophyta; Magnoliopsida; Fabales; Fabaceae
Exons: 2
Coding region: 772-1212 (146 amino acids)
Molecular function (GO): zinc ion binding
Source: RefSeq, a predicted model, not a curated record